AUGGAUUAUCACCGAUUAGCUUCUUCUACAAAACAGCAUGUGAAGCGGGAAGUGAAGUCAAUUGGAGCAGCAGCAACGAUCGCUCUCGGUCAGAAUGAAGACAGGCCUGGUGUGCGGUUGGAUGCACCAACAACUACCUUAACACACUUGCAGCAUAAUUUUAUUUAUCCAGGAAAUUAUACUAGAAUGGAAUUUAUGCUAGAUGCAUAA
Acanthocheilonema viteae is the source of this 210-nucleotide messenger RNA. Lineage: Eukaryota; Metazoa; Nematoda; Chromadorea; Rhabditida; Onchocercidae. The record is from the annotation of a GenBank genome assembly.